Aureobasidium musti is the source of this 1206-nucleotide messenger RNA. NCBI's taxonomy places the organism in Eukaryota, Fungi, Ascomycota, Dothideomycetes, Dothideales, Saccotheciaceae. The record is from the annotation of a GenBank genome assembly.
AUGGCGAUAGUAGAGGGUACAGAGCUCGCGAAGCACAACAGUAGACAAUCUUGCUGGCUUGCCAUCCACGGCGAGGUCUGGGAUGCAACCGACUUUCUCGAACAACAUCCAGGGGGCGCAAACUUGAUUCUCAAGUUAGCCGGCAAAGACGCUUCUGACGAAUAUGAACUCUUUCACAAUCCUGAGCUCGUCCGGGACACUCUUGGAUCUAGUGCAAAGAAGGGCACGAUAGAUAUCUCGACCAUACCAAAGAUGGACAAAAAACCGGAGCCAGAAUCAGAAGCCAANAAGAGUCCGCCCUUGAGCUCUAUGAUCAGCGUCAAUGAUUUCGAAAAUGUAGCAGAAAAGGUUGUCAACACUGUGUCUAGUAUGCCGAUCGAGGAUAUCAUGGAUGCACGGAUCUCUAAGAAUCAGAUCGUUUUCUGGCAGCUAUAUGCGGACAAGGACCUGGAAAAGUCGAAAGCAUUCAUCAAAAGGGUUGAGAGAGCUGGGGUGGCAGCAAUUUGGCUUACUGUUGACUCUCCUGUUAUUGGUAAUCGCGAACGAGACGAACGAUCAAAAUCAGUGGUCGACGUGAGUUCGAUUUCUUUCCAGUCCGCUCAACUUCUGCUGACGAACUCGGCANNGAUAGAGGAAAAACUGGAGGAAGUAGUCGAGACUACACAGAGCGUCGGCAUUGCGAAAGCAAACACCGGCUUCAUUAAUGCUGACCUUGACUGGGACAUGGUCGACUGGCUACGAAAUUCUACCAAACUGCCGAUUGUAAUCAAAGGAAUUCAAUGUGUCGAAGACGCCGUUUCCGCUUUUGAGCAUAAGGUCGAUGGUAUCGUGCUGAGCAACCACGGAGGUAGAUCUCAAGAUACUGCACAACCUCCUAUUCUUACUCUCCUGGAGAUCGACCGGUACGCUCCUCAUAUUCUGGGCAAGCACAUGCAGGUCUUCGUCGAUGGCGGAAUACGACGAGGCACCGACAUCAUCAAGGCAUUAGCCUUAGGUGCAAGCGCAGUGGGCAUCGGAAGACCAGUAUUGCACAGCAUGUCUGGUGGAUAUGGCGAACAUGGUAUUAGACGCAUGAUUCAGAUACUUCGAAACGAGCUGCAAACAAAUAUGGCAUUCAUCGGUGCAAGCCAUGUCGGAGAGAUCGAGCGUAACAUGGUCAACACAAGGAAGUUGGAAAGGAUGAUGGUCGGCUCUGUAAAGCUUUAA